Messenger RNA from Macrobrachium nipponense, 2881 nucleotides. Its product is annotated as zinc finger protein 501-like. The transcript has 3 exons. The record is from RefSeq and is a predicted model, not a curated record. NCBI's taxonomy places the organism in Eukaryota, Metazoa, Arthropoda, Malacostraca, Decapoda, Palaemonidae. The coding region runs from base 1029 to 2360 and encodes 443 amino acids.
CAGGAACAGCAACGUGGUUCAAGUGCAAUGUGGAGUGAAUUAAGACCAAAAUGUGUCUAAUAACAAUCAAAUGAGCACUGUGGAGUUUCAGUUGUGAUGGCAGUAAGGUUAAAACCACCGAUUACAAGAUUCUUAACAUUGGGCAGAAAUUGCUUUUGUGUGAGCAGAUUGGAAAGAAGUCAACAAGAGAACCCAACAGACUCUUAAUGUGGAAAAUGUACCCUCAAGAUAAUGGCUAUUCAACUAAAAAUACUAAUGCAAUUUAUAAUUAAUGAUCAUCAUUGGUGACAAGUGAUGGCGAUGAAAUUACUGAAAAGAAGUGGAAGCUAAAUGUGAUCCUCAUACAUUAUUGAAUGGAUUUUGCGAUCUUCAGGUAUGGUUCACAAGAUAUUUUGAUCUAAUUUUUCAACACAUUAGUCCAGAUGAAAUUUGGAGGUUAAUGAAAAAAAUGCCGAAAUAUGGUUCAAAUAAUUUUCUCAGACGUACUGCUGAUAUAUAUUUAUAUUUUUACUAUGAAUAAAUUGUGAUUUAAAUUACGUAGAUGUUAACUUGGGAGGAUUCAAAUAUUAAAUACUUGUGACUUGUGAACUGUUUGUGGCUAUGCACAACACAUAAUAAUUCUGGAAGAUUCUGAUGAUAUUACUGUCAAGACUAAGGAUUGAGUGAAUUCCUUGUCAGAAAAUAACUAAAAAAUUAAGGAGCAAGAGAAUUCCUCUUGAAUAAUGUUUGUAGUACAAGAUUCAGUCUUGGAAUAAUUUUUUUUUUCUAUAACAGUUUCUAGUGACUUAGUGAAUACUUACACUAUCUGGAUUGCUCCAGUUUUAUAAGAAUUGAAGGAGAGAGUUAACCUGUAAUUGUGACUUGUAAAUCUCAGAUUUGUGAAAAAGGAGGAGUUUGUAAGCCACAUAAAAAUACUACUGUAAUUUGGUUAAUAUUUUGUCAGUUAAACACAGAUGUAGUUUUGAGUUAAUUAUCAAAGUUCACUGUGUGUUUUUGUGUAAGUUUGGGAAGGAAACAUCAAUUCAAGUAUGGAACCUGACACCUUGGAAUCGACUGUUAAAACUGAAGGAUUCCUCAAAGAAGAGCCUUAUGAAGAUUUCAUAAUUGAAAGUCCGGAAUAUGUUACCAAAGAUCCAUUAUCUGAGGAUGCAAAAUAUGGCACUGAAUGCAAAGAGGAAAGAAAUCAGGAUGCUCAGUUGGAAUCGGAUGCAAAAUGUAUUGUAUUUGAACAAGGGGAAAAUGAGUGUGACCUGAAUUCUAAGAUAGACCCAAGCACCAAGCUGUUUAAAUGUGAAGAAUGUGGAAAGACAUAUAUCAGGAAAGAUAGUUUGAGGUAUCAUAUAAGGACUCACACUGGAGAGAAACCAUUUACUUGCGAGGAUUGUGGAAAGUCGUAUCAUCGUAAAGAUAGCUACAGACAACACAUGAAAGUCCACACAGGACUGAGCUCUUACGUUUGUGAGAAGUGUGGACAGUCAUUUCAUCUGAGGGAUACGUACAGAGACCACCUGAAAUCUCAUCAAACAGCGAGGCCGGUUGCAGUUAGUGAACUUGGUAAGACAUUUCCUUCACAGCAUGAAAAUGACUUGGGAGUUAACACCAUUGACAAACAAUUUGUUUGCGAGAUAUGUGGCAGGCAGUUUACUCUGGCAUGUACUCUUGAACUUCACUUACGAACUCAUACAGAGGACAAGUCACUUGCAUGCAAGGAAUGUGGGCAAAUUUUUUAUCAGAAUGAGGACCUUCAAACACACAUGAAUAUUCACUUGAGUGAGAAGCCAUUUGUUUGUGAGGUAUGUGGGAAAGUUUAUAGGCGAAAUUGCGAUCUAAAAGUUCACAUGCGAAUUCACACUGGGCACAGACCAUUUGUUUGUGAGAAAUGUGGCAGGUCUUUCAGGCAGUCAUGCACGUUCAAGCAUCACUUGAGAACUCACACUGGAGAUAAACCGUUCACCUGUCAGGAAUGUGGGAAAAAAUUUUAUCAGAGUGGGGAUCUUCAAAAGCACAUGAGAGUUCACACAGGAGAAAAACCUUUUGUUUGUGAUGUCUGUGGAAAAGCAUACAGGAAAAACAGGGAUCUCAAGGUUCACAUGAGAAAUCACACUGGGGAGAAACCUUUCAAGUGUAGCAUAUGUGACAAAACUUUUACUCGUGGUGAGAUUCUCAAGAGUCACUUGAGAGUUCAUACAGGUGAGAAACCAUACAAGUGUGAGAUUUGUGGAAAGUCAUUUAGUCAAAGUGGGACUUUGAGAGAGCACACAAUAUUGCACACUGGAGAGCGGCCGUAUGUUUGUAAGGAAUGUGGAAAGACUUUUAAUCAAAGAGGAACUUAUAAUUGUCAUAAAAAACUCCACUUGUGAUGUAGACAAUAAGUGUAAAUGGAUAAAUCUGGACAGGAGAAUUUUCCUGAUGGGAAGAAAAUGUUAACUGAUAUAUUGUGAUCUGUUGUCCUGAGGUAUUAACAAAAUCGUAGGAAUAUUUUCAUGAAGAACUGUUGAAAAAAUUUGUGUUGAAACUGAAUUUGAUAGUGAACCUUGGAAAUAUGUCAUACUUGAGUGCUCUUCUGUAGAUCUGCAUUUUUUAUGGAUACAUUUUAAUGAGGAUUUUAUCAAUUCUUACAGCAUAAUCAUUUGUCUAUGAGGGAGUUAGUACUUUUAGAAAUUUAAGAAUUGUGAUGACCUCAUCCUGUCAUGAUGUUGAGUCACCUGCUAAUAAAAAUUUAGAGCAUAAAUCACUGUCAAAAUCAAAGAAAGAGUGCUGUGACUUACAUUUUUAGACAGGGAUCACCUGUGUUACUUGGAUCCACUGACAUCCUGUUAAGAAGUUGGUUUACCCAAGAAGCAGUUUUGAGCAAAUCUAAUUAUAACAUCCAACUAAUGAA